Molecule: messenger RNA, 933 nt
Organism: Radiomyces spectabilis
Lineage: Eukaryota; Fungi; Mucoromycota; Mucoromycetes; Mucorales; Radiomycetaceae
Exons: 4
Coding region: 1-933 (310 amino acids)
Biological process (GO): regulation of exocytosis; regulation of protein secretion
Cellular component (GO): plasma membrane; cytoplasm
Molecular function (GO): myosin II binding; syntaxin binding; GTPase activator activity
Source: RefSeq, a predicted model, not a curated record
AUGUCGCUACACAGCAGAUCGAGCCAGUCGACCAAAGAAUCCAAAAAAAGCAAGGGCAAAGAACCACAAAAACAAGGUUCAGUAGAUAGCAUCAAAAAGAAGGCACAACCUCGGCUGCAACGCACACUGUCUCCUUUGGAAUUCCAUCCUCAACCCGUGCCGCAUUACGUGGUCGUCAUUUACCAGCAUCUUAUCCAUGUUUUACUGAGCGGAUACAAUUUUCCACUCUACCGAUUUGAUAUACGACGACUGGAUGAAGAACCGUCCGACGAAACCAUUCUGUGCAGUCAAAUAACAACGGCAGAAGGAAGCACCUGCCUCAGCUUACUGCUUGCUACUGGGCGCAUCGUUUUGCUUUCUCUUCCCACUUUGAAAGUCAUUGCUGAAACAACAUUAACACAUCCGUUGACGCGAGCUCACGAGUCAUCCAUCACUCCGGAUGGUCGAAUAAUGACAUGGACAGCGAAAUACGAACUAGAACAAGAUCUCUUUUUGUUAAACAAUGGGUUACCAUUCGGCAACUCGGUGAUUCUAUAUAACAAAAACAUACAGAUUCCUCCUCACCCAGCCUCUGCUGGCACUUCGAAACAAAAGAAAUCAUGGAUCAGUACAGUGGCCGAUGCAUUCUCAAAGGAUACCAUGACAAUGGCAGAAUUUGACGCUAUAAUGGGUAAACAAAUACCAGCUGCAUCCGAUCCGCCGGCCCAUGCAUCUGGUCGUCAACCACCGCAAUGUGAUACCUCUGAAAGCGGUGAACCCAGUGGAUCUACUAAUGUAUUCAAGGAACUAGCCAACAAAAUGAAUGAACGUGGAGACAAGCUCAAUCAGCUGGAACACAAGUUCCAGGAUAUGAAUCAAGCGUCGGGCGACUUUUUGAAAGCGGUGCGUGAUUACAACGAAAGGCAAGCACGCAAAAAAUGGUGGGAAUUUUAG